AUGCAAAAUCACGUUGAGAUGAUCGAAUCAAUGAGAAACCAAGCUACAGGAAAUGCUUCUAAAGACCCAAGACAGGAUCCAAGAACAGGAUUCAUUUUGUUGAUUUAUACAGCCAAUGCCACCCUCAUCGACAUUGCCAGAACUGCCUGCACCAAUGCAAACUGCAGCUUGGAGACGAUUCCGGGAGGUUUUCCUGAAAAACGCCUUUCAACGUGGACGAUUGACGAAACACGGAAGUGGAUGUUGGCGAUCACCGGAAACGAAAACGUGGCGAGAAAGUGUUUCGAAGAAGAAAUAGACGGAUUAGCUCUUAAUUUCACGUCGCUAGAGGAACUCGUCGAGAUUCUCGAUCUCCGCAUUGGACACAAGAUUAAAAUCCGUGCUGCACUCCAGGCUCUCAAAGAAUACGACGCCAAAACCGCUAAAGUUUAA
Messenger RNA from Caenorhabditis bovis, 432 nucleotides. The record is from the annotation of a GenBank genome assembly. NCBI's taxonomy places the organism in Eukaryota, Metazoa, Nematoda, Chromadorea, Rhabditida, Rhabditidae.